AUGGCAGGUUCAUAUGAGAAUCGGCAAACAUUCAUUGACUCUCUCAUCCUGUACUUGCAAAAGUAUGGAUUAGACGGUGUUGAAAUAGAUUGGGAAUAUCCAGCAGCAACAGAUCGUGGUGGUAAUGCCGAUGAUAUAGACAAUUUUGUCGUAUUGCUCGCUGAAAUGAGAGAAGCCUUCGAUGCUGUGAAUCCCGGCUGGGAAACCACCUGCACUCUCCCAUGA
Molecule: messenger RNA, 225 nt
Organism: Penicillium cinerascens
Lineage: Eukaryota; Fungi; Ascomycota; Eurotiomycetes; Eurotiales; Aspergillaceae
Exons: 2
Coding region: 1-225 (74 amino acids)
Biological process (GO): carbohydrate metabolic process
Source: RefSeq, a predicted model, not a curated record